Dictyostelium discoideum AX4 is the source of this 225-nucleotide messenger RNA. RefSeq lists its product as hypothetical. The transcript has 3 exons. The coding region runs from base 1 to 225 and encodes 74 amino acids. The record is from RefSeq and is a predicted model, not a curated record. Lineage: Eukaryota; Evosea; Eumycetozoa; Dictyosteliales; Dictyosteliaceae.
AUGAACUCAUUUUUUAGAUUAGCUAGAACUUCAUUCAACCAAACCAAAACCAUCGCUCAAAGAGGUGGUCAUGGUCCAGUCGAACUCGGUACCUCUGAAUACAGUUUAAGCCCAAGCGUUCAUGCUGCUAUUUCCCUUUCAGUUAAAUUAUCAGCUUUUGCCUUUUUCUUUGCUUACCCAUUUGCUGUUAUCAGAUACCAAAGAUCUAAAAAAGAAUCUGGUUAA